AACUGUCCUAUAAAUGGAGCAAAGCUUCAGGUGCACCCAAGCAAUUUAUCUGCACCAAUACCCAGGACUACAGGAAUGGCUGUCUCAGUUCUACGACUGACAGUUGUCCUGGGACUGUGUGCCCUAAUCCUGACAAGCCAGGCAGAUGAUAAACCAAAGGAAGAUGACAAUUCAGAUGAGAAAUCAGAUAACAAGCCAGAAGACUCCAGUAAAAAACCAGAGCCAGAGUUCCCAAAAUUCUUAAGCCUCUUGGGUUCUGAGAUCAUAGAGAAUGCAGUAGAUUUCAUCCUUCGGUCAAUGUCCAGGGGGUCAAGUUUUAUGGAACUUGAUGAGGACCCUGGACAGCCACCUUCAAAAGUGACACCCUAAGGUGAUUUAACUUAUACUUUGCAGGCCACGCCCAUCUGGCAGCUGGACAAAGCAAGGACAGCCAGAUCCUGAUCAUCCAGUUCUGUUUCACAAAGUCAUCCAGAACCAGAGACCUCAAGGCAGCUCCCAGCAAGUCACCAGGAACGGAUCCCCACUUUCAGACAAAUGCAAUCCAUUUGAGCUCUUUGACCUUACAUUCCUCUUUCUACAAAGUUCGAAAAAAGUAUCCUCUUGGAAUUAUAGAAUUACAUAUUUGGGGUUCCUGGCAAUUUUCUCUGGAGUGUUUAAUGAAGCAAAAAAAUGAGAUUAUACAGUACAUAUACAUAUGUACAUAAGCAAACUCAAGGCUUCUUCGUAUGUACAAUAUAAGUAUUAUGGUAACAUAUUCUAAAGGACCAAGUAAAAUAUUUAAAAUAAAAAAGACAAGGAGUUGUAGACAGAGGAUUUUAAUCUUGCUCCAAAAACUAAUUUCUUAAUUUCUAAAGAUAUAUGACGUUUCACUGUUUUACACAUUUUUAAAAAAAAGUUUUUCUUUAAAAAUAUCUGAGCCUCAUGCCCUGUGUCAGUGAACUCAGCAUUGAUUCACUGAUUUUCCUCUAUUCAUCCAAGUGUCUCUUUCUCCUCCAUGGCCAUUAUUCUCCUUCUAGAAUGUCAAGGUGUUGAGGAGGGAGAGUGUCUAAAUUGCUGAGUGCAGCCCCUUCACACGACCACUUCAGUGCACAGAGCUGAGCCUUGAGUAGCCACAGCCCCACUUGACAGACACAUGCUCCCCCACCUACUUAGUAUGUUCAGGAGAGCAAGACUGAAGUCAUGGAGCAAGGUGACCACGGCAGCCCCGGAGUCUAGAAAACGCACCCACUCUGAUUCUACUGUUCAGUUCACCAGAUUUGCCCCUGGGUCCCGUCCUUCUCAAGCAGUGUUCCUGUUCCCAAUGCCACCUUGAAUGCAGCCAUGGUGUUUCCAUAGCUAUUACUUAUCUAUUUUGCUGUUUUUAUUUAUCUGUGAUAGGUUCUCAUACAGCACAAAGAACUGUCAAUGAUAUAGAUGGACAAACCAAGAUUGAAUACUGAACCAGUGGGAAAUGAAAAUGAACGUUGAAUUUUACAGUGAAUUGGGAUGACCUUCUCUUUGCAUUUUUUUGGAGAAUGAUGUCAGUUUUAAAUGUCACAGCCUUCCUAACCAAGUUACCUAAAAUUUCUAUUAAACUCAGCAUCCGACAAUUA
Mesocricetus auratus (golden hamster) is the source of this 1592-nucleotide messenger RNA. It is a transcript of the gene CUNH5orf46, whose product is annotated as chromosome unknown C5orf46 homolog. Bases 76 to 369 code for a protein of 97 amino acids. The record is from RefSeq and is a predicted model, not a curated record. NCBI's taxonomy places the organism in Eukaryota, Metazoa, Chordata, Mammalia, Rodentia, Cricetidae. The transcript has 4 exons.